AUGUCGAAGCCCAGUAUCAGCCUCACGCACGCCUUCACCAUGACGCUGACCGUGGGGGCGCCUCACGCUCUACCCGGAACGCCCGUCGGUGACCGAUCCUUCAUCCCGGUCACUGGCGGCACGGUCGAGGGCGAAGGCGUCGAAGCCAAGGUGACUCCCAACGGCGGAGACUUUGCCAUCGUCCGAGACGGCUACGGCAAGCUCGACGUGCGCGUCCAUGCCAUCACCCAGGAUGGCGAGGCGCUCUACAUCCAGUACUACGGUCACCUCGAGGUCACCUCCGCCGUCGCAAAGAUCCUUGGAGGCGACGCUUCAGCCCAGUCGACCAACUUCGACGACCAGUACCUUCUCACAACCCCCGUGAUCGAGGCACCCGCCACCUCGAAGCUCGCCUGGGUCAACCGCACCGUCUUUGUCGGCAAGGGUCGCUUCGAGAUCUCGUCCGACGGCCUUGCAGUAGUGUACGAGGUCUUCAAGGCUAAGUGA
Molecule: messenger RNA, 486 nt
Organism: Moesziomyces antarcticus
Lineage: Eukaryota; Fungi; Basidiomycota; Ustilaginomycetes; Ustilaginales; Ustilaginaceae
Product: phosphoserine aminotransferase
Exons: 5
Coding region: 1-486 (161 amino acids)
Source: RefSeq, a predicted model, not a curated record